AUGGCUUCCCAGGCAUUGAUAGCUCAGUGUAUCGGCCUCGCUGCCGGCGCGAUAGCCGUGAAGUCUAUGAUGGAUAACGAGGCUUCCAUGGCUCCUCCUAUGAACCCCUGCGCAACUUGCCACGGCACGAGAAAGAUCCCGUGCAUGUGCAACAAAUGGUCGGACGGAGAUGUGGGUUGCGGUACAUGCCACGGGUCUGGGCGGAUGCUGUGCAGCAGCUGUGGAGGCUCCGGUAAAGGACGGCCAGCUCAAGCUCGCAUCACAGUGCGGAGUUCGUCUAAAUAUUAG
Closterium sp. NIES-65 is the source of this 288-nucleotide messenger RNA. The record is from the annotation of a GenBank genome assembly. NCBI's taxonomy places the organism in Eukaryota, Viridiplantae, Streptophyta, Zygnematophyceae, Desmidiales, Closteriaceae.